Messenger RNA from Zingiber officinale, 2460 nucleotides. Its product is annotated as autophagy-related protein 13b-like. The record is from RefSeq and is a predicted model, not a curated record. The transcript has 5 exons. Bases 488 to 2206 code for a protein of 572 amino acids. NCBI's taxonomy places the organism in Eukaryota, Viridiplantae, Streptophyta, Magnoliopsida, Zingiberales, Zingiberaceae. Gene Ontology annotation, cellular component: extrinsic component of membrane; Atg1/ULK1 kinase complex; cytosol. Gene Ontology annotation, biological process: protein localization to phagophore assembly site; autophagosome assembly; piecemeal microautophagy of the nucleus.
AGCACAAAGUUGAGAGCGUGGUUCCCUGAAGCCACAUCCGAACUAGGGUUCCAGUUUUCUGGUGCCCGGUUCCAACGGCCUGAGGAUUUCAAACAAGCAACUCCGCGAGCAUGCCGCUCCGCUUCCUCGAUCAAUCCCUUCAUCAAUGGCUUCUUCACUUCCCUGCCGACUCCGAUGUGUUUUUUGUGCUGCUUUCCGGUGCUCUCACACCUCCGGCUGUUCAUCGAUCGGAUGGAUUUUCAGAACCCUAGAUGCUUGAUCGAAGGACGCUAAAGUGCUUCGGAGCGCUUCAUUUUUGAGUUCUGAUUCCGGUUUAAGUUGAUCGGGGCAUCUGAGUUGACCGUUUUGUAAUUGUUUUGAUUGGCAAAGCAUUGACUUUGAUGAAUCCUUCAGCUCAACUUGGAUACUUGAUCGCCGGAUUCCUGCUUUCCUCCUGGGAUUCUGAGUUCUAGUGGAUAUAUCCAAUUCUCAGAAUUUAUUGUUUGGCAUGGCUUCGACACCGAGUCAAUCAUCCUCAGAGUCUGCUAUUGUCGAGCAAGUGAUCACUGAAUUCUUUGCUAAAAGCCUUCACAUCAUACUCGAGUCAAGGUCUCCAUAUGUUUCCUCUCGUAACCAUAGUGUUGAUCAUUUCAUAUCUUCUCCUUCCUCUUCAUCAUCUUUGUCGAGUAGCAGGCCAAGAGAUAAGUGGUUCAACCUGGCUUUACAAGACUGCCCGGCAGCUCUUGAAAAUUUUGACAUCUGGCGGCAGAGCAAUCUAGAGCCUCUUGUUGUCGAUAUUAUCCUUAUUCAUCGGCAGUGGGUCCCAGAUGUGGCUUCAUGCUUAUUGAGGAACCUCGCUUGGAAUCAUGAACUUGCACUGGAACCUAAAUCUGAAAAGAUUGUGGAGAGGUGGAUCCUGCGGUAUGAAAGCGUGAAGAGAUGCAGCAGCAAUUUGAAGCCAAAGAACCAAAGCAGUAAGAAAAACAGCAGGGCCUCUUCUCACUUAGAUGAAACAAAAUUGUAUGACCAAUCAAUCAUUUUGCUUCGCUCUUUGUAUGUUUUUAUUAGGCUUUUACCUGCAUACAAGCUUUUCCAUAAGCUCAAUGCCUCAGGUCGAAUCAAUCCACUUAGCCUUUCCCACAAAAUAUCUUCUUUUGGGGAACAUUUCACACAGGCAGAGGAGGCCAAUAUGAACAAGUUUUCGUUUGUGCCAAUUGCCACACCUUGUGGUAGGCUGAGUUUAUCAGUGUCGUACCUCCGUGCCUUGGAAGAUGUUGGAUCGGAGUCUUCUACUCCUUUAUCAACUCAAUUUAUAAUGGAUUAUGUUGGUAGUGCAACCACUGUUCCUCUUAAAAGGUUCACAUCUCUUCCUUCAGCAAGAGUAGAGGCUACAAUAGUUUCCUUUACUAGACAACAAAGUUGGAAUAAUGACCAUCAGAAUCUAUGUACAUCAUCUUCCUCUUCUUCACCUACACACUAUGAUGCUUAUGGCAUGCACCAUAAUUCAAGCCUUCGUUCUCCUGUCUGCAGGCAUGGGUCCAAGCGAUCUUCGCAUAUCGAUAAUGUUAGAUCUCAGCUAACAGUUGCCACUCAAACCCAAACAUGUUUGCUUGAAUCUAUAAUACAAACAAAAGGGGAAUCACCAAGAUCUUCAAAUUCUUUGAGGGACACAAACCUUCACAAGGAGUUUGAAUAUUGCAAAGAUGAAGUCAUCAAUUUACCUGACCAUGCAAGUAGUUCAACAUACAAACCAUACUCUAGAAACUCUAGUGCAUCUUCUUGCUUGGGUGAGUUUGAUGAUUGGGAAAUUUCAUGCCCAUUUGUGGAUGAAGAAGGUCAAACAGAGUCAAGCAACAGGAUUCAAAUCUCCAAAAACAAAGACCAGUUGGGUGAGAGACCAGCAACAGGAGACUUAGCCCCAGUCCAGCGGUCUUCCGAUGCUGCUGUUGGUGCACUUAUUGUAAUGCUAAAGGGUGCCAGACCACUUCGGGAAGAUCUACCCAAUUCGGUAAGGUCUUUGCAGGAUUCUGAAGUCCCAUCUGGGAACCCUGAGGUACAGCCUGAUAAAGAAUGCACACCCCAUGUUGAACAACCUGGUUACCAUGCUGUUAGUUUGACAACCACAUUGCUCAAGUCAAAGACCGCAAAUGCAUUAGAGGAGCUAAGAAGGUACAAGGAAGUGAAAGAAUCUAUAAUUGAGCAAUCAGCACCAAAAGAAAUAAGAUGAUAAAAAUGCACUGAUCUUAUAAAUUUUUGUAGAUAUGUACAGCAUGACUGGGAAGUUUUCCAAAACUUUUAUAGGCUUACUACAUAUGUACAUUUUAUCGCUAGGAUAGGAGGGUCUGUGCUGUGUGCAGAUAUGGGCUGCCACUCUGAACAACAGUGCCAGAAAUUGAUUUGUUUACUAUCAGUUCGUAUGGCAAUCAUCGUUACAUGUUUAGGCUUUAGGACUUGAUGUGGUCAAGUUACAUGGUUUUCUUC